Meloidogyne enterolobii is the source of this 324-nucleotide messenger RNA. The record is from the annotation of a GenBank genome assembly. NCBI's taxonomy places the organism in Eukaryota, Metazoa, Nematoda, Chromadorea, Rhabditida, Meloidogynidae.
AUGUUUUCAACCAAAGUUAUUGUUCGCUCGUUUAACUCCAGUUCGCGAAUGUUUUCUCAAAUGGGUGACAUGGGUAGUGGCGCUGGAAAGGGAGGUGGAAGUGGAGGUUCAAUUCGUGAUGCUGGCGGUGCUUAUGGAAAGAUGGAAGCUGCACGUGAGGAGGAAUAUUUUCAUAAAUUGAAGCAAGCUCAACUCAAGGCGCUCAAGCAACAAUUGGUCCGUGAACAAUCACACCAUGAGGAGCAAGCAAAACAUCAUCAAGAUGUGAUUGAACGACACAAGAAGCGCAUUAAAGAAUUGGAGGAGGAAGAAAAGUCGAAAUGA